UGUGUGUAAAUUUGUACACUCAUACACAAUAAUUCACCAUAUGUGAAUUAUUAAAUUCCCUCUGAAUAUCAUUGAUGACCACACUCCAGUCCGGUAGGUAGCGGUAAAUGCACCUUAAGUUGGUUGCCAUUCGCCAAUAAAACACAAAAGAAGAAGAAGUCCAUCAGUCUUUACUAUCUGACAACAGUACAUUGAAGGAGAAAUGGCUGCAAGGUUACUGCUCCGCUCCGGGCUGAGAGCCGUGACAACCUGCCAGGCUGUCCGGGCUCCGGCUCUGAGCCGCAGCAUGGCGGCUGGAGGCAUUCCCACUGAUGAGGAGCAGGCCACUGGGCUGGAGAAGGUCAUCAUGAAGGCCAUGAAGGAGGGAAAGGAUCCUUACAACAUGAUGAAGCCUAAGAGCUACGCUGGCUCCAAGAACGACCCCCACCUGGUUCCCUCCAUCACUAACAAGAGGGUUGUGGGCUGCAUCUGUGAGGAAGACAACACUGCCAUCAUCUGGUUCUGGCUUCAUGAGGGCGAGCCCCAGCGCUGCCCCUCCUGUGGUGCCCACUACAAACUGGUGCCCCAUAACCUCUCCCACUAACUUAAAACUAAGUCUUUUAGUAAAUGUAUUUACAGUACCAAUUUGGCUUCUCUUUGAAAUGUUAAUUUUAUCUCUAGACCAAGAAAACUCAGUGUUUUAAGUUUUCACUGUGCUUGAAGACGCUGUCUUUUUGUUGUUUGGGCUUGGUGUAUUUCCUGGUCUGAUGUUUAUUUUGUCUGUUUUAGCACUUGAUCUACAUUUUAACCUCAAUUUUGGCUUCACAUGUUACAUUUCCAAACAACUCAGAUUUGUUUUGGGACCUUCAGCUUCAGUUUACAUUGACUGUACUGUAUGAUGUUACAUUCGGACCACUCCUAUUGUUCAGUCAAUAAAGUUCUGAACUCA
Molecule: messenger RNA, 928 nt
Organism: Poecilia reticulata (guppy)
Lineage: Eukaryota; Metazoa; Chordata; Actinopteri; Cyprinodontiformes; Poeciliidae
Product: cytochrome c oxidase subunit 5B, mitochondrial-like
Biological process (GO): mitochondrial electron transport, cytochrome c to oxygen
Cellular component (GO): mitochondrial envelope; respiratory chain complex IV
Source: RefSeq, a predicted model, not a curated record